AUGCUUCACGGUCUCUUCCUCGUGCCUCUCGUCGCCGCACUCGCGUGCCUUGCGCCGUGGACGGCCCUCGCGCAGUCGUCCGCGCAGCCCAUCGCCAUCGAUCAGUCGCAGGGCCCGGUGCUGCAGCAGUUGAAAAUCCCAGGCUGGCAGGUGGGGAGCGACUGCAACCAAGCGCAGAUCACAUGCGACUUAAACGGCAUGAUCACUUCCUUAUCAGUGGUCUGCCAGUCCUCUUCAACAGUGACUGUGACCCUUCCUUCCAGCAUGUCCGACCUUUCUAAGCUCACCAGCCUGCAUUUGGAGAGCUGUGGCCUGGGCACCAAUCCAGAAAGUCUCACGACGCUGAAUAGUUUGGCCAGCCUUGUGGACCUGGCCCUGCCGGCCAACGGGAUAACAAGCCUUCAGCCUUUGGCAAAAGCUGACUACAGCGAUUUGCAAACCCUGAACCUGAAGUCCAAUCCCUUAGGGACAGAUGGGCUCAUGGAUUUUGGCAAGUUCAGUACUCUUGCAUCGCUGGAUCUGUCAGGAUGUCAGCUGUCGAAAGAUCACCUUCUCAAUGAUCUAUACUCGCCCAGCAUGCUAUACCUGAAUGUGGCCAAUAAUAACCUCGCAGGCCUUAUCCCUGAUAACCCCGCAUCCAUGACUACUUUGACUUACCUGGAUGUGAGCUUCAACCUCCUCCAAGGAACCCUCUCACCGUUAUAUGGAAGCCUCACCAAUCUAAAAACGUUAGCCAUCAGUGGCACGGGUAUCACGUGCCCUGACAGCUACAGCAGCUGCGGCGGUGUGCCUCAGGACGUGAACUCUGCCUUCUGCCGCAUCUGCUCCGACUUCUGCGCCACAUGUGACAAACCAAAGCCUCUUCCUGUGGGCGCCAUUAUUGGGAUCGUGGUUGGCGCUAUUGUUGUGAUUGUGCUCGUUGCUUUUCUCCUUUACUACUUCUGCUUCAUGAGAGGCCAACGUAAAGGUGCGGUGGAGCAAAUCCUUAUCUACGAGUUCAUGCCCAACGGAGAUCUCUCGCAAUGGAUCGGGAAAGAGGCAGCAACGCCGCUGAGCUUUGAGCAGCGGGUGGGCGUGCUGGUGGGGGCGGCACGCGGCUUUGAGUAUCUCCACAGCUUCGGCAUCGUUCACCGCGACAUCAAGCCCGCCAACAUCCUGCUCAAUCAAAACAUGCAGGCUAAGAUCUCCGACUUUGGGCUUGUGAGGAAGGGAGAUGGCAACUCAGCGCAAAGUACGCGAGUGGUGGGAACACCGGGCUAUGUGGACCCCUCCUAUUCGGCAUCCAACAGGGCCACCACUGCCACUGAUGUCUACAGCUUUGGCAUUGUUAUUCUUGAGGUGAUGACGGGCCGACCGGCCAUUGAAGAGUCUCUUGCCAUCGUCUCGGAUGAAGAAACGACUCAAUCAAAGAACAUUCUGACGUCGGUAACGCAGCAGCUCGAUCAGUCUGGCGAUGUGCUGGGGCCAGGUCUCAAGGACCCGCGCAUUGAGGCACAGGAUGAUCUCGUUCUCAGGGUGCUGCAGCUGGCGCUGCGAUGCACUGCCAAGCGCUCCGCCACGCGGCCAGGUAUGGGGGCGAUUGCAGCGGAGCUGGAGGGGGUUUUGGCAGAACUGAUCGGGUCAAAGAGGAACGCAGCAGCCGAGGAGGUGGACAAGCAGAUUCUGGACUUGACACCUUCCGCAGAUAUCGAAAAGCAGUUAGCUCGCCUGGACGCUGCAUUUGAAGAAAGAGAAGGUGUCGUGUAA
Molecule: messenger RNA, 1746 nt
Organism: Closterium sp. Yama58-4
Lineage: Eukaryota; Viridiplantae; Streptophyta; Zygnematophyceae; Desmidiales; Closteriaceae
Source: the annotation of a GenBank genome assembly